AUGUCGACCAGCAAUGACGCUACGCUCGACGAGCAACACUCGCGCACCCGAAGCUCUUCGCUAGCCGACGUGCAGGGUCACAACGGGCAGGAUCAGCAGGCCACGCACAAGGAUCGAUCCUCGUCGUUCAACCUCUUUGGCUCCUCGACCCGUCAAGCAGAUCAAUCCUCGCCCGCUGCGGCCGCUGCCUCUGCUUCUCAAAAGUCUGGCGGCGCCGCCACUUUCGACUUCGACACGCGGCGCCCGAGGAAUGCCUAUGACCCUAACAGCCCUGGCGGCCAAGCCCCGGCUCGCAAGGGAAAGAUGUUCCCGCGCUCCGUCACUUUUGAGCCCAACAACUCUUCCUUCCCGCCCAACACGGCCAAGAACCGCUCCAGGAUGUCGUCCUAUCAUCCGACCCAAGACGACAGCCCCUACGACGAGAGCGUCGACCUCGAGAGGCAAGGCUCCGGCGGCGGGAGCGGCAUCAGUAGCGGCAACAACCGGGCGAGCAACUCGGCCUUUAGCCACCUCGAAGGUCGCAGCUACCGCUUCCAGCCCGCCCAGGAUGCCGGAAGCCUGAGCGCAUCGGUCUUGUCGGGCUCCUACACCGCCACCUCGGGCACUAUUCGGGACAGCACCGCGCACCUCGCCGAGAUGAUGCUCAUGUCGGACGAAGAGGGGGCCAGCAUGAACGGCUCCCGCAUCUACGACAUCGGCGAGGAGGAGGACGACGAGCUGAUCUCGGUAACCAGGCUGCCUGACAGCAUCAGCCCGACCGCGUCGCAGCCUGCCACACCAGGCACCGCCCAGACCGGCCCCAGCAACCUCUCGCGAGCCAUGGCUGCAUCGAGAGGCACCAGUCCCGAGAGCGGCAAGACGCUGGCGGCCGAGGACGGCAGCGAGGCCACUCCUCGACUGUUCACGCCGAUCCUCGGCAUGGCCCAGCAGCCCGUCGCCACUCCGAUGUCGACCGGCGAAGCCGCCGAGGACUACGUGGGCCCCGCCGGCGAAAGGACGCCCUUGCUCGGCGUUGAUCCAGGCACGAAAGAGGCCCAAGGACGCGGACGUCAGGGCAGCUCGUUGGCGCCGUCUCGUGCCCACGCUUCCACCAGUCGCUCCAGGUCCGACAGCCGCCAGGGCCGCCGCAGCCAGGACUUCCGCGACCGUGCCACCAGCGUCGACCGCUCAAGCUCCAUCGGCGCCGCCGAUUCGUCCACCUUCAGCCAAUUCAGCGAGAGCGCUCGCGCCGGCAUCGGCUACGGCGCCCUCGCGCAGGCGGAGCAGUCGGUCAUCGAGCACCGUGUGCCCCCGCAUCGAAGGCCAAGCCAGCCUCUGGGCUACCCGUGCGACGAGGCCGAGGAGCUGCUCUCCCCAGCUUGGGCUCUCGUUCCAAGGCGAUUCCGGCCUGGUGCGGGUGAGCAGGGCGUCCGGAAGCUGACGGGUCCCAGGCAGCACCUGCACAACCUGACCGCCUCGAUGCGGAAGCUUACCUGGCAGACGGCGCUCGAGGCCUCUGCCGAGCCGGUGCGGCUGCUUCCGGCCGUCAUCCUGGGCAUGCUGAUGAACGUGCUCGACGGUGUCUCGUACGGCAUGAUCAUGUUCCCGGCCUCGUACCCGAUCUUCAGCAACUUUGGCGGCGACGGCGUGUCGAUGUUCUUCCUCACCUGCGUGCUGUCGCAGCUGGUCUACACGCUCGGCGGCUCCAUCUUCAAGGGCGGCAACGGCAGCAUGAUGAUCGAGACGGUGCCCUUCUUCCACAUCCUGGUCAAGAUCAUCAUCGAUACCCUCGGCGACGAGGACCGCGGCGCCAUCGUCGCCACCACCAUGGUCGCAUUUGCGCUGUCGUCGAUCCUCAUCGGCCUCGCCUUCUUCCUGCUCGGCGCGCUCCGGCUCGGCGUGCUGAUCGGCUUCUUCCCGCGCCACAUCCUCGUCGGCUGCAUCGGAGGCGUCGGCAUCUUCCUCAUCGAGACCGGGCUCGAGGUCUGCGGCCAGCUCAAGUCCGAGGAGGGUUUUCAGUACAACCUCGAGACGCUGCGCUACUUCUUCCAGUCCGGCCACAUGGUCGCCCUCUGGCUGCCGCCGCUGCUGCUCGCCGUCCUGCUGCGCCUAAUCACCGCACGCUUCCACCACCCAUUCAUCUUCCCCGGCUACUUCCUGAUGAUCCCGGUCGUCUUCUACAUCGUGGCCGUCGGCAUCCUCCGCGUGCCCAUGUCGACGCUGCGCGAGCAGGGCUGGGUGUUUGACAUUGGCGAGAGCGCCAGCCAGGCGCCCUUCUACCGCUUCUACACCUACUUCGACUUCCGACAGACGAGCUUCAGGGCGCUGUGGGCCACGAUGCCGACCCAGCUGGCGCUCGUCUUCUUCGGCAUCCUCCACGUGCCCCUCAACGUGCCGGCGCUCGGCGUCAGCAUCAACGAGGACAAUGUCGACACCGAUCGCGAGCUCGUGGCCCAUGGCAUCUCCAACGUGCUGGCCGGCCUGAUCGGCACCGUGCCCAACUACCUCUGCUACGUCAACAGCGUCCUCUUCUACCGCGUCGGCGGCGGGUCGAGGCUGAGCGGCCUCAUGCUCGCGGCGGGCACCAGCGUCAUCAUGAUUGCCGGGCCAGGCACCAUCAGCUACAUGCCCGUCAUGAUCGUCGGUGCGCUCAUCUUUGUGCUCGGCAUCGACCUGGCCAAGGAGGCGCUCUACGACACCGUCGGCCGCGUCAACGGCUGGGAGUACUGGACCAUUUGGGUCAUCGUCAUCGUCAUGACCUACUGGGACUUCGUCUACGGCAUCCUCGCCGGCAUCAUCAUCGCGUGCUGCUUCUUCGUGGUACAGACAUCGCGGCGCAAGACGGUGCGGGCUAUUUUCGACGGCAGCGUGGCGCGCAGCACGGUGCGCCGCCACAUGACGCAGCGCCACUUCCUCGACGAGGUCGGCACGCAGACCCAGAUCAUCAAGCUGCAGGGCUUCCUUUUCUUCGGCACCAUCAACUCGGUCGAGAAUCUGAUCCGACGGGCGCUCGACAUCGCCGCGUGGAACCAGAACCCAAUCCGCUUCCUCAUCGUGGACUUCACCUUGGUCAGCGGCGUCGAUUUCUCGGCCGCUGAGGCCUUCACCCGCAUCAAUCGCCUGCUGCUGGCAAAGGACGUGGUCCUCGUCUUUUGCGGCCUGCAGCCCGACGGUGACGUCGGCGUGGCCCUCCGGAGCGUCGGUCUCUGGGCUGAUCAAAGCGAUAAGCUCGAGGUGUUUGCCAACCUCAACGAGGCCCUGGAAUGGACAGAGAACGAGUACCUCCGCGGCCUGUACGCAUCUGAUCUGAUGGCGGCGAAGGCGUUCGGUCAGGCAUCGUUGGCGGCCGCUGGUGGUCUCGACGUCCCGGACCAGAAGCGUCGGCCGGCCUUCGUCCUGGACCAGUCGUUUGAGAACUCGCCCCGCCGCCACCACCUGCACGAGGCGGCCAAGACGGCGGUGAGGACCGGCGGCGAGGCGUCGCUGUCUGCAAAGCCGCCGACUUCUGGCACGCCGCCGCCGGCGAGGGCGGUGCACGCGCAGCCGGUGCCGAUCCUGCUCAUCACCUUCCGUGCCUACCUGCACGACAUCACCAGCGAGGAGGACUUCAUCGUGCAGCUGGCGCCCUACUUCCAGCAAGUGCGGCUGACGCGGGGCGAGGUGCUGUGGAGCCGGGGCGAUCCGGCCGACGGCUUCUACCUGAUCGAGUCGGGCAUCCUCAAGGCGCGCUACGACUUCCCGCAGGAGCAGUACGAGAUCAACGAGGCCAUGCUGGCCGGCACGAUUGCCGGCGAGCUCACCUUCCUCGCCGAGCGCGAGCGCAACACGACGGUCCACGCCGAGCUCGACGCCACGCUGUGGAAGCUCGACACGGCCUCGCUCCAGAAGAUGCGCGACGAAAAGCCCGCCCAGUUUGGCCAAUUCGUCAAGGUCCUCCUCCGGAUCGCCGGAGAGGAGCAGGAAAGCCUCAUGUCGUACCUCGUCUCCCGCCUCAGCUGA
Pseudozyma flocculosa PF-1 is the source of this 3978-nucleotide messenger RNA. RefSeq lists its product as uncharacterized. The transcript has 4 exons. Bases 1 to 3978 code for a protein of 1325 amino acids. Lineage: Eukaryota; Fungi; Basidiomycota; Ustilaginomycetes; Ustilaginales; Ustilaginaceae. Gene Ontology annotation, cellular component: membrane. The record is from RefSeq and is a predicted model, not a curated record.